Messenger RNA from Fusarium vanettenii 77-13-4, 2175 nucleotides. RefSeq lists its product as uncharacterized. The record is from RefSeq and is a predicted model, not a curated record. NCBI's taxonomy places the organism in Eukaryota, Fungi, Ascomycota, Sordariomycetes, Hypocreales, Nectriaceae. The transcript has 3 exons. Bases 1 to 2175 code for a protein of 724 amino acids.
AUGGCACAAGAACUUCUCCGAUUGGCUUUAUCAAGCGAGCACGUCGGAAUCACAAUGGAUGCUUGCAGAUUGGAAAUGGAAACGCCCGUUUCUAGGAUGCGGGAGGUCCACCGCAGCGUGAGAGAAGACAAUCGGAGACUAGUGUCUGAGGGUAGGUCGAGCGACAAGCCGAUCGUCAUCGGAGUCUACGGUAUAUCCGGCUCAGGAAAGACUUUCGUGAUGAACGAUCUGAAGAGCUGCCUCUCAGCCUAUAAUUUCGACUUCUACGAAGAGUCUGAAAUGAUCGCCAGUCUUGUGCCAGGCGGCCUCGAAGCAUUCCAGGCUUUGGAUGAGCAACAAAAGAUGCGCUGGCGCGCACAAGCCAUCGACAAGAUCAAGAAUGACGCACUUCAGAAUGGCACCAUGGCGAUAGUCACCGGGCACUUCAUGUUCUGGUCUGAGGGACAGACUGCUGGUCAAUCAGUAUACACACCAAGCAAUCUGGAUGUCUUUACCCACAUUGUCUACCUGGCGACCCCAGCCGAGCACAUCUUUCAGCGCCGUCUGGACGAUAGACUGAGGGACCGACCUCUGACAUCUGUUGAGCACUUGCGCAAGUGGCAGGAGGCGGAGGUCAUUGGCCUGCGCCAUCUUUGCCCCCCGCAUGGUAUAUUGUUCCAUGUUCUCACGAAUCCAGUAUCCAUGUGUAGCCAGGUCCGCGCCGCAGUCGGAUUUUUCUGCAAAGAUAAAUUCGAGUUACCUACCUACUACAACAACAGGCUUGACCGGGUUGAUCGUUUCCUAACUGUCCGAGACAAGAAUAGUCAGCUGAGAACCGCUUUGGUUCUGGAUGCCGACAAGACCCUGGCGCCGAUGGACACGGGUGCAUUGUUCUGGCAGAACCUAGAUCGGAUCCUGCCGCGGAGCUCGAGCCUCUGUCCACUACAAGAGCUUUUUUGUGGUCCUCUGGGAUAUACGGACAAGGCAUUUCAUCAGGCAACCUUACUGUACGAGGGGGCCGCAGACGACGAAGAGUUUGAGAAUCUGUGCGAAACCGUGGCUUCGUCUGUGGUGAUGUAUCCCGAGUUUGUCUCACUCCUCCGGGCUGCUGCGGAACACAAGCACAUUUACUCAGUGGUUGUAACCUGCGGACUUGCUCGUGUCUGGGACAAGGUCUUGAGAAAGGAGGGCCUCUCUGGCUCUGUCAUGGUCCUGGGCGGAGGGAGAUCUUCUGACGGACUUGUGGUUUCGCCAACCACCAAAGCCGAGGUCGUUGUUAAACUUCGCAAGGAGUGGAAUCUGUAUACCUGGGCUGAUGAGGAUAUCGUGGUGGUUGGAGAGGAGCAGGCCAGAAGUUCCAGUAUGGACGCCGUCUUGGCCAGGGCUCUGGAGGAUGAGCAAUUCAAGGCACGACAGGCUCUCCUUCCCAGUCAUGUAUCUCCUCGUCUGGACCAGACCAAGCUGCCGCUGGUACACCUCGAUGUCCCAGACUUUCUCGAAUCGGUUCUGCGUCAUAGGUUCGAGGUGUUGCACGCCACAGAGAAGUGUGCAGCGAAGCUGCUGAUGUCCCCGAUGCGUGAUGCGUCCGUCUCCGGCCCUCCCCUGAGAGCUGCGCAUCAACGGGUGGGAUUGUAUCUGGCCAACGAGUUUGUUUCACAGCUGAUUGGCGUCGAGGAGUAUCCUAUCCCACACGUUCAGGGACACCAGUCGAACGGUUACAGGUUGAGACAUGAACAGCAGACUUCGAUCGUGGCCCUUAUGCGCGGCGGUGAGCCCAUGGCUUGUGGUGUCAGCGAAGCAUUCCCUACCGCCAUGUUCAUCCAUGCUGCUUCCGCAUCUGACAUCAAGGAUCAUCAUCUGAAGAAUCAACGCACGGUGAUUCUGGUUGACUCGGUCGUCAACAGCGGGAAAUCGAUUACUGAGUUUGUCAUGCGUAUUCGCAACUCCCAUCCCAGCAUCCGCAUCGUGGUUGUGGCCGGGGUUGUCCAGGCCGAGGUGGUCGCCAAGUCCCAUGACUGGCAUAGACGUAUGUGGUGCUUUGGUAUUAGCCUCGUUGCGCUACGAUUAUCUGAAAACAAGUUUACAGGGACAAAGUCGACUGACACUGGCAAUCGGCUCUUUAACACCACACACUUGGCUCAGUUGGGCUUCUUUCAAACAUGUAGGAGAGGAAGGUGUUUGGACUGGUUAGUCUAG